UUCAAUGAAAUCUAACCUAACUCUCUUUUCUAGGAAAAACAUUAGAAACAAUCUGUGCUUGCGCGUAAAUUUUUGUACAUUUGGAUAAAUCUCUUGUUUUUUGUGGUUUAUUUUUCUCUCCCUACACAAAAACAACACAUUUGGUUUCGGUUUCUGUCGGCGGUGCCUCAAGGAGAUUAUCUAUUCAGACUUUGUAUUUGCUUAAAGACCAGUUUUAGUUGUUAUCGAUGUACCAUACAUUUAUAUUGCCCGCUCUCGACAAAAGCUGAAAAUUGGAAAACGCAAACAAUGCCAAGUGCUACGCUGGGUAGCUUGCAACUUCCAAACAACGAAGAUUGCGGUAUUCGCGACGUUUGGGCCCAUAAUUUGGAAGACGAAUUUCGCACUAUUAGACAAAUCGUUCAAAAGUACCAAUACGUAGCCAUGGAUACGGAAUUUCCGGGAGUUGUGGCCAGGCCGAUAGGGGAGUUUCGAAGUUCCGCGGAUUACCAGUACCAAAUGUUGAGGUGUAAUGUCGAUCUACUGAGAAUAAUUCAGUUAGGUUUGACAUUUCUCGACGACAAUGGCAAAACGCCGGGCGGAUCUUACACCACCUGGCAGUUCAAUUUUAAAUUCAAUCUUCAGGAGGAUAUGUAUGCGCAAGACAGCAUAGACCUUUUGACCAACUCGGGCAUUCAGUUUAAAAAACACGAAGACGAAGGGAUAGAACCUCUCGAAUUUGCCGAACUGCUUAUGUCGUCGGGUAUCGUUUUGAUGGAGAACAUUAAGUGGUUGUCAUUCCAUUCGGGGUACGAUUUCGGCUAUCUAAUUAAACUCCUCACGGAUAACAACCUACCCCAAGAUGAGAAUGAAUUUUUCGAGCUGCUUAAACUGUAUUUCCCAACAAUCUAUGACGUCAAGUAUCUAAUGAAAUCAUGCAAAACACUCAAGGGGGGCCUCCAGGAAGUAGCCGAUCAGUUGGAGCUGGAACGGGUGGGGCCUCAGCACCAGGCGGGCUCCGAUUCCUUGCUGACCGGAAUGGCAUUCUUCAAAAUGAAGGAGAUGUUUUUCGAGGACACCAUCGACGAUUCGAAAUUCUCGGGACACCUUUACGGUCUGGGAACGUCGUUCGCCGUGAACGGCUCGACGAACAAUUACACCACGGACAAUGGAGACAAUGCAAAUUCGAACUAGGUUAAUUUCGAUCCGAACUGUCGCGGAAUGAUUUUGAAGCAACCGUGUAGAUAAAUUUAAAUAAGCUACCUUCAUUAGCAUUUUCACUAUCCUAGUAAACGUCGGGGCGCUGGGCGGGACAACAAUCCGGGUCGAUCUUCGAGCGCCUCAGCCCAUUAUGGUUCCGUAAACUUUUGAUUUGUCAUAUUUUAAAUAAUAAUAGGAUUUACACAAAUUCUUACUUUUAUAUGUAAAAAUAUUUAUUUAAUAAAUUCCUUUUUAUUUUCA
Molecule: messenger RNA, 1440 nt
Organism: Cylas formicarius (sweet potato weevil)
Lineage: Eukaryota; Metazoa; Arthropoda; Insecta; Coleoptera; Brentidae
Product: CCR4-NOT transcription complex subunit 7
Exons: 5
Coding region: 289-1173 (294 amino acids)
Cellular component (GO): CCR4-NOT complex; P-body; CCR4-NOT core complex
Molecular function (GO): nucleic acid binding; poly(A)-specific ribonuclease activity
Source: RefSeq, a predicted model, not a curated record